ACAAAGCUGGCUGCGAGCUGUGACAUGACAUCAACAGGGAAGUCAGAGGGAAGAUUUGUUUAACAUGUUUUCAUUUACUUUUUAGAAUAGUGAUGACAUUACAGUAACACCACAAAAAGUGAGUCAUGUGUGUAAUCACCUCUUGGAGCUAUCAGGAUCUAUAUAAGCGUUUUAGCUGUGGGCUUGGGAGACAGAAGGUCGGACGCUUUCUGCUGCAGCAAGGCUCCUUGGCAAGCUGGGCACUAUGCAAUACCUUCUACUUUGUGCCGCCAUCCUCCUACCUGGGAGUCUUGCUUUUCCAGCACCCCUUCAACUAGAAACACCGAGCAACACAGACUUGCAGAACGUAACGGUAUAUCUUGAUAAAUUCUUUCCAAUUUUUACAAGAACACCAAGCCUAAGCUUAGAAGAGAGGAUUAAAGAAAUGCAAAGGUUUUUCCACCUGCCUGUAACUGGACAAUUAGAUGCAGAAACAUUAGGAAUAAUGAAAAUGCCCAGAUGUGGACUCCCUGAUGUCUCAGAUGCCAAAUCAGCUCCUGAAGCUUCAAGAUGGGGAAAGACAAGUUUGACUUACAAGAUUUUCAAUUAUACACCUGAUCUACCAGCGAAGAAAGUGGUUAACGCAAUUAAAAGGGCUUUGGCGGUAUGGAGUGAUGUGACUCCACUGGAGUUCAGAAGAGUAUACAUCACAUCUGCAGACAUUGUGAUUGGAUUUGCAUAUGGUGCGCAUGGUGAUGGAUACCCUUUUGACGGAAGAGGUAAUGUACUAGCUCAUGCGUUUGGACCUGGAGAAGGGCUUGGUGGAGAUGCUCAUUUUGAUGAGUCUGAAAGGUGGUCAGAGUACGAUCAAGACAUUAAUUUGUUCCUUGUUGCUGCUCAUGAAUUUGGCCAUUCUUUGGGACUUAAUCAUUCAGAUGUUCGUGGAGCUCUGAUGUACCCUAUCUACUCAUAUACGAACCCAGACACCUUCACACUUCCAGAGGAUGACAAGCAAAGAAUUCAGAUGUUAUAUGGGAAAAAAUCUUGAAGAAAGCGCUUCACAAAGACCAAAGAAUCCACAUCUUUUUGCUUUGGUGUUCCCAAACAAUUUUAAUCCUCUAGCUAAUUAAAGUGGUAAACUCACGGGCUGCACUUUCUGAAUUAUUAUAUUGAUUUAUUUGCACUUUAUACAAUUUCACUCAACCAUUAAA
Molecule: messenger RNA, 1190 nt
Organism: Chroicocephalus ridibundus (black-headed gull)
Lineage: Eukaryota; Metazoa; Chordata; Aves; Charadriiformes; Laridae
Gene: MMP7
Product: matrix metallopeptidase 7
Exons: 6
Coding region: 245-1027 (260 amino acids)
Biological process (GO): extracellular matrix organization; collagen catabolic process; proteolysis
Cellular component (GO): extracellular matrix
Molecular function (GO): zinc ion binding; metalloendopeptidase activity
Source: RefSeq, a predicted model, not a curated record